Caenorhabditis remanei is the source of this 3429-nucleotide messenger RNA. RefSeq lists its product as uncharacterized. Bases 1 to 3429 code for a protein of 1142 amino acids. Lineage: Eukaryota; Metazoa; Nematoda; Chromadorea; Rhabditida; Rhabditidae. Gene Ontology annotation, cellular component: cell surface; plasma membrane; extracellular region. Gene Ontology annotation, biological process: cell migration; regulation of protein localization to membrane; positive regulation of canonical Wnt signaling pathway. The transcript has 23 exons. The record is from RefSeq and is a predicted model, not a curated record.
AUGAAAACUAUCAUUCAACUAUUCUUUGAUGAACUAUUCCAAGUUAUGUUCAGUAUUACCAACCCAUUUUAUUCCAUCACCCACGAUCAGAGAAUGUGUAUGGAGAACUUUUACAAAGAAAUCGCGGCAUUUGAUGACAUUCCACAAAAAAUCACCAACCAACUUUCACUACCUCUCUCAAAUUGGAAACACUUUCUUGGAUCACUGGAAUCACUACACGAGAUUUUAGAAGGUUACUUGAAUAUAACACUAAAAGCAGAAUGUGAGAGAGGACUGACAAGAAUGGAGACCUGUGCACAAUGUCAGCGAAUAUCAGAGAAACCAUGUAGAGCAUACUGCGUGAAUAUUCUAUCAGGGUGCACCCAUCAAAUGUUGGAUAGUGAAGGCGCAUGGAAAAUGACAACUGAAAGCAUCGUGAAACUUGCCCACCAGCUAAAUCACCGCCAGAAUCUUGUCUCUGCUCUCCAACCAAUACCGGUACUUAUCAGUGAAGCGGUUAUGCACUUCCAAGAGAAACGAGAUUAUAUCACCAACAAAAUGAUCGGAAAAUGCCUUCUCGACAAUGCUGAUUUUGGUCUCCGAAGAAAACGUUCCAUAGCAUCUUCCGACUUCAGAGCGUUAUCUGUAAUCCCUUCCAAAAAGUCUCGAGACCAUUUAAUUCUCAACCAAAUGUUUCAAUCGUUUAGCAGCAAGAUGGAAGAAAUAAAUGUGUUUUUCGGGAAUGUGCCCGAAAACGUGUGUGGGGAAGAAGACUGGGCGAGUAAGGAUGAUGAAAGGUGCUGGAAUGGAACUUAUGUUGGGUCUUAUAACCUUCCAACUGUUAAUUACACACAUCCUUUCAAGAACCCGGAGUACCAAGGAGUAGAUUUUUUGACAUUCAGAGGAAGCUACAUAGAAGAGCGUCUUCGUCUCCACUGGCUCCAAUCCCGUGUAUCUCACAUUCUAUCCGGAAAAGAAAAAGAAUCUCAGAAGGCACAAACCUAUUACUCCCAUAAAGCAGAAGCACGAGUACAAACCGAUGAUGAAGACUAUGCCGACUAUGAUUAUGAAGGCUCCGCGAAUUCUCCUGGUUCUGGCAGCAAUGCGUUAUCCUCAUCCUCCAAACGAGAAUAUUCGCCUUACUUCAGGAAAAACGAUGAAAAAAUUGAAAUAGUUAUAGAACCUUAUCCAGUGAAAUCAUUUUCUGUUUUCUCCAAAUCGUUAUUUUUACCAGUUUUUAUCCUGAAUUAUCACAUGCAAGAAGAUAAUGACAAAUCGAAAGUGGCAAGAAAACGAAGAAGAGUAGAAGAGAAGGAUUCAGAAGAAGAAGACUCGGUAUUCUCGUCGGACAACUAUUCAGUGGACUCAUCAGCAGAAGGAAGCAUAGAAUACAACGAAGAAGACGGAGAAAACGACGAAAAUAACUCUGAAAAACUAGAUGAAGUAGAAGCAGUAAUAGAAUACGAAGAUAUCGCUGAGGAAAACGUUUUGAAAGAAACAAAAACCAAGGAAUCGGCGAAUGAAGAUAUCAUAGAUAGAGCAUUAAGGUAUAAGGACGCAGAUAGAGAAGCUUUUGGGAAAGAUAUUGGUAUACUCAUCUGCGCGACAACGGCGUUAGCAGUGAUGAUUUACUUGAUUCUGACUUUGUUGGGACUAACAGCCCCUGCUCGCCCACUAGUCGUAUCAAAAGGAGCUGCAAAACCAUUCUUCCUGCCAAACCAAAGAAGAUACAUAGAAGACAGUUAUGAUGGCUCCAUUCGACUCUCAACAAAUCUUACAAUGUCUGUUGUCCUUCUAUACUCGCCGUAUAGUAUAAAAGCAAAAUGGUUCCGAGAGGAGUAUUAUAACACUGCAAAAGCGAUGAAAAAACUUCAUGGGGAUUGGUCACCUUACUUCGGAGCGACAAAUUGUUUUGACACCAACUCCUACUGCCGGAGGAAAUACAACCUCAAGAAGUAUCCAGCAAUAAUGGCGCAGAAUUCAGGGUUGAUGGGAUCGGUAUACAACGGACCACUCAAUGCAGUGUACAUGACAAGAUGGCUCAAUCGCCUCCAAAACGCAGUAUUCCGACUUCACUCGCCUGAAGACUUGACUAACAUCGCCAGGACAUACGAUUUGAUUGUUAUUCUUUACCACGAAGUCAGAACUCCACCAACCGGAUUCCAAUCAGCUCAUAAUUUCACAAAGCUGGCGUACCACUACUUGGACGGUGAUCCGAACUCCGAGCGAACCAUGUUCUGUGUAGUAAACGAUGCCAAGUUUGCCGCACAACUCCAAUUGCACAAUGAGCAUGACGUUGUGAUUGUUAGCAGUGAGUUGAAGCUAUUGGGAACACAUUACAAAGGAUGGACCAUCGAUUCAGUCGUCAAUGAUUUGUACAGAAAAUCAAAGGAGAUGAUGAAAAAUCGAAUUGAGUUCUUGAAUUUGGGUAAAAGAUUCCAUUCUACUCAGCUUGUUGAGAAAUUCCAACAAAGUUCCGUUCUGCUGUUUUUCACCAAAAACAUCCGUUAUGGAAAUGAAAGACAUCAAAUGCUGCGAGAUAUUGUUCUUGAGUAUCGAAACUGUCCGAUGCAGGAUUUGCUAUCAAUCGAAGUCGAAUCAUCACACAAAUUUGUGAAUAAUUGCUCAAUUAGUGUGCAAGGAGCGUUUUGCAAUGUAAAUAAUACACUAUCCUUCAUGAUGAUCGACUCUGAAGUGGAAAAUGCUCUAGCAGCGAAAUAUGGAGCUGAUAUUGAAGAUAUGAUAGUUGCUAUCAAUUCUAAGCAGGAGAUCACCCGCUACAUGCGCGGAAAUAUAACGAGAGAAAAGAUAAACUGCCUUAUCCAUCAGCACCACAAUGUAGCAGACAAUGAGUUCAUAACUGAAUCAACCUCAAUCAUCAUGCCAACAUCUGAACCAUCAGAAGAUAUUCAUAGUGACGCUGUUGGGGAACCGUCGAUGGUAAAAUUUGUUGAUAAUCCUUCAGAGCUGUUGAAAAGUCGAAAGAUCAACGUGAUAUUGUUCAGUGGAGGGAUCUGGCAUAGUGCGUCUAGUUCAGCAAUCGCCCCAUUUCAUCUCGUCGCCAAUCAUUUUAAAGAAUCAAGGAAUUUGAUUGAUUUUUCAAUGGUCGACGCUUCUGAAACCAAUCUUCCGUAUAAUCUUGACUUCGAGAAGCUUCCGAAAAUUUUGAUAACAAGUGCAGACAGUGUCGGGUUGAGUUGGACGUAUCCUGAAGAGUUUAUGAUAAACCACACUAACAUUGCUCGUUUUGUUUUGUCAAGGCCUGGAAAGAUAUUUGGACGACUACGAUGGAUGGAUUCUUGCCAAGGAGCGUGUCGUAAACGGGCUCAGUGGCAAAUGCGAAGAAAACGAUUGCAGCUCAAAAGACAGCUGUCUCGUAACGUUGCGAACAGUAUGAGACCACGAGUUCUAAUUGGGUACUACGACAGGAUGCUUCGAAUGAUCAGUUGA